Molecule: messenger RNA, 600 nt
Organism: Varroa destructor (honeybee mite)
Lineage: Eukaryota; Metazoa; Arthropoda; Arachnida; Mesostigmata; Varroidae
Gene: NdufV3
Product: NADH:ubiquinone oxidoreductase subunit V3
Cellular component (GO): mitochondrion; respiratory chain complex I
Source: RefSeq, a predicted model, not a curated record
AUCAGUAAACAAACUUGUAAAGGACGGCCAUUGCUAAUCAGUAGACAACCCUUUAAUAUUAGUAGAUUGUUGAAAAACACAGAGCUAUGGGUUCGAGAAGACUAAUUGCAAUUAUACUCGCCAAGAGGCAGUUGUCCGAUCAGCCUCCUAAAAAGAUUAAGAACUUCGCUGAAAUUUCGCAAACCACCAACCAGCCUGCUAAUCAAUCGUCACCUUCGUCCGCACCACAGACGGUAGCCUCUCCAAGAGCUGCGUCAAAGGCUUCUGAGCGCUCCAGCUCUAUAACAGCCGCAGCCGGACUCAACAAGGCCGCUGGUGAAGAGUACCUUGUGCCGGAAUACUCCAAGCAUAAUGAGUACUCAUUUUACGAUCUCAACCUCGACCUGACAAAAGAACGGAUGCCCCAGCCGCAGGCAAAUCGACUGGAUUAGAUCAGUAAUAUGUAGUAAUACUGAAUAAAUGCAGAAAUAUUGAAGAAGGAAUGGGUCGCACAAACCUGUAUAGGCAGGAAACGCAAAGAAAGCGCCUCACUGUGUAGUUGCGAAACAAUUUAUAGGAAAUAAACGAUCUAAUGUACCAGCUGGACGAGAGCUUCCAAAC